AUGAAUCCAAACGGUAUGCUUGCAACAAUGAAUGGUGCCGCAGCGGCUGCCGCAGCUGCUGCAGCCGCAGCAGCAGCUCAUAAUGGAAAUAAUACUGUACCAAAUGGUACCAUUUCUGGAAAUGGUACUGGAAAUACUGGAAUAGGUAACACUGGACCGGUAGCUACCAAAAUGGCUAGUAGACAACAUUGCUUUUUGUGUGAUUUACCACGAUGGCCUUGGGCCAUGUGCAAUGAUUAUUUAGAACCGGUUUGCCGUGGUUGUGUCAACUAUGAAGGAGCUGAUCGAAUAGAAAAUGUGAUUGAACACGCACGUCAACUAAAACGUGUACAUGGAUUUCCAGUUGGUGAAACUUCCACGACUCUUGCAAGCAGAAAUUUAUCUCAGAAAGAAUGCUUAUUACAAGCAGGUGCUGGUCGCUUUUCACCUGCUGUUAACCGCGGUGUUAAUCCCGCUAACUUACCCCAAACACCGGCAGCCCAACAUCAGCAGCAGCAACAGCAACAACAAGCGGUUGCCGCAGCAGCUGUUGCAGCAGCGGCACAAGCCCAGAUACCACAAAUACCUCUAAAUCAACUAACCGAGGCUUUAGUACAGCAGCAGCGAUUCAUUUCGUUAACUGGUAGGCAACCAGGACAAUUCACCGCGGAAGAUUUACAUGCCUUGCAGCAGUUACAGCGACCAAUUCAUCUCCAAAAUUCUUUAAUGCAACAUGGUCUUCCAAUGAGUGUAUUUCCAAAUUUGGUAUCAAAUAGUGUUGCAAGUUUGUUACCACCAAAUGCUACACUUGCUGCUGCUGUUGCAGCAUCCAGAAAACGUGAUCAUGAUUCAUCCGAUGACAUAAAACCUGAUUUUUACGGAAAAGUUCAACGUGGUAAGUUACGUUAA
This is a messenger RNA of Thelazia callipaeda (thelaziosis nematode), 888 nucleotides long. Lineage: Eukaryota; Metazoa; Nematoda; Chromadorea; Rhabditida; Thelaziidae. The record is from the annotation of a GenBank genome assembly.